This is a messenger RNA of Aphanomyces invadans, 1839 nucleotides long. RefSeq lists its product as hypothetical. Lineage: Eukaryota; Oomycota; Saprolegniomycetes; Saprolegniales; Verrucalvaceae. Bases 1 to 1839 code for a protein of 612 amino acids. The record is from RefSeq and is a predicted model, not a curated record. The transcript has 16 exons.
AUGAGCGCAGUGGUGGGCAGCCGCAUCGACGGUCUCAUAGUAUCGACAACGCGGUCGCUGCAGCCGUCGGCGUUGCAUGCGCUCGCCAUGCAUGAUAUUGUCGUGCAAGAAGACGAACUGCCGCCGAUCCCAGACCUGCACGGGUUCGAAAGCAUCGCCAAGUACGUGCUGGCGUACGACCAUGCCACGUUUGUCGAGAGCGAUAUGCGGAGCAAGUGGACAGCGGUGCGGUAUAUGGCCUUGCGCAACAUGUUGGCUGAAUGCGACCGCGUCAAGAAUACAGCAAUCCACGCCGACUGCGUCCGCAAAGUUCUCGACUGGUUCGAAGACUCUGGCCGCGCCUACUUGGAAGCGGACGUGGCGACGUCGCUGGCGCACGUUUCACCGACCAAGCCACCUCCGAGGAAUCAAGGCAGCGACAGCCAUCCUGUCGACAUGGUCAGGCCACCGUUGUCCCAGCCAUCCGUUCCGGAGCAGCUCGAGCGAUUCAAGACGCGAGACCUUCGCACAAGCCAUAUCCACCGCAUUGCAGAGCUGCGAGAACGAGGGUUCACCGUCGCGUCUCCCCGGGAGCUCGACAUUUCUUCUGAUGGCGACAGCAAUCAAGUCGAGGCCGUGCGCCCGACCCACCCAGCGGAUCGCCGUGUGCAUGCGCAGUACCAAUACCACACUCCGGAAACGGACGCAGAGCACGAGCUCAACCAGCUCUGGUUGCUGCAACGUCAAGAAGAUGCCGCGACGAAAGUCAAGCAUGACGAAGUCGAGACGGUGCUGCACAAGUGGUCCCGCAACCGCAGUCGUGAAGAAGCAGAGUUCCUUCGAAAGCAGGAGUCCACCCGCAUGAUGGCGCAUAAGCAGCACCCGAACUUGCCCCUCCACGUGACUCUUGCUGACAACGGCACCAACCAAGACGAGUACUCCCUCGACCCGUCAGCAUCUUCUGCGACGAAAUGUCAAACCAAACAUUCUGUCGCCCCCGUGGUAAUCAAGAAGAAGCCUUCUGCCACGGGCAUGCGCUUCCGGAACCCCCUUCCCCCCAACUAUCGCCCGUCGCCGACGGCUAUCGCAACGGCGUCAGCAGGGGCAACACCCCCUCCUCCUUCGAUGAACCCAAAAUCUCCAUCAUUUGUCCGCAGCAAUUCGGCGGCGACUGUGGGCGAACAUGCCGCCCCCCCGGACAAAGAUGUCAAGGACAAGUAUUUGCCGUUUACGGCGUCGUACACGUCGCUCGUCGCCCCAGACGCCAAGCAGGCACAAAUGCAGCGCAUGGCGUCCAAGCGGGUGCAGAAGGUGAAAAGACCCGGCGAUAGUCGUGGCUUCAUGCAACCUGACGCGGUGGCGAUGGGCGACCCCGAGCUCAAACUCUUUUUCGAAGCGUCGUUGGAGCGCCAAUGCGUUGUGGGUCGGGGGCCGACGGGUGGAAGUCGAGGCACCCUCGUUGGACCGUCGCAAUUCGUUCUGCAACCAUCGUCAAGAGGCCUCGUCCAUUCUAGCAGCGCCAUCGACGUGAAGCGUCCAAUGGUCGCUGGAACGAGUUCCCUUCGCGCACAGCAGACGGAUGAGCUCGCAGACAUUCGUGCGGCUUUUGAGCGCCACAACCUCUCGUACAACCCUGCGGUUUUUGAACGGGCGAUCUUGAUUCCCGAGGACAAAUCCGCGACCGAAUGUGCCAAGCACUUGCCGAUUGCCGGGUCGAAACUCGUCGAGAACCCGCUGCUGGCCACCAAGUUGAAGCUCAUGAAGCAUCUCGAUGGCAGUGGGAAGAAGAAGAAGAAGAAGGGGAAGAAGGGGGCGAAGAAAGGGGGCAAGAAGGGCGCAAAGAAAAAGAAAGCCAAGUAA